GCCGCUCGCUCGCUGCUCUGCUCGCUCGUUCUCCUCCCAGUUCCCACCCCAACCAUCUCCAUCUCCUCCUUCUUCCUCCUCUCCCACCCCCGCCCCCCGACCCUGGAUCCAAAUCCCGACCCGCCCCAGAACCGGAACCGAGGCAAGCAAAAGCUUCGCGCAAUUAUUGGCCAGAGAUAGAUAGAGAGGCGAGGUAGCUCGCGGAUCAUGAAGCGGGAGUACCAGGACGCCGGAGGGAGCGGCGGCGGCGGUGGCGGCAUGGGCUCGUCCGAGGACAAGAUGAUGGUGUCGGCGGCGGCGGGGGAGGGGGAGGAGGUGGACGAGCUGCUGGCGGCGCUCGGGUACAAGGUGCGCGCCUCCGACAUGGCGGACGUGGCGCAGAAGCUGGAGCAGCUCGAGAUGGCCAUGGGGAUGGGCGGCGUGGGCGCCGGCGCCGCCCCCGACGACAGCUUCGCCACCCACCUCGCCACGGACACCGUGCACUACAACCCCACCGACCUGUCGUCUUGGGUCGAGAGCAUGCUGUCGGAGCUCAACGCGCCGCCGCCGCCCCUCCCGCCCGCCCCGCAGCUCAACGCCUCCACCUCCUCCACCGUCACGGGCAGCGGCGGCUACUUCGAUCUCCCGCCCUCCGUCGACUCCUCCAGCAGCAUCUACGCGCUGCGGCCGAUCCCCUCCCCGGCCGGCGCCGUCGCGCCGGCCGACCUGUCCGCCGACUCCGUGCGGGAUCCCAAGCGGAUGCGCACUGGCGGGAGCAGCACCUCGUCGUCAUCCUCCUCCUCGUCGUCUCUCGGUGGGGGCGCCAGGAGCUCUGUGGUGGAGGCUGCCCCGCCGGUCGCGGCCGCGGCCAACGCGACGCCCGCGCUGCCGGUCGUCGUGGUCGACACGCAGGAGGCCGGGAUUCGGCUGGUGCACGCGCUGCUGGCGUGCGCGGAGGCCGUGCAGCAGGAGAACCUCUCCGCCGCGGAGGCGCUGGUGAAGCAGAUACCCUUGCUGGCCGCGUCCCAGGGCGGCGCGAUGCGCAAGGUCGCCGCCUACUUCGGCGAGGCCCUCGCCCGCCGCGUCUUCCGCUUCCGCCCGCAGCCGGACAGCUCCCUCCUCGACGCCGCCUUCGCCGACCUCCUCCACGCGCACUUCUACGAGUCCUGCCCCUACCUCAAGUUCGCGCACUUCACCGCCAACCAGGCCAUCCUGGAGGCGUUCGCCGGCUGCCGCCGCGUGCACGUCGUCGACUUCGGCAUCAAGCAGGGGAUGCAGUGGCCCGCACUUCUCCAGGCCCUCGCCCUCCGUCCCGGCGGCCCUCCCUCGUUCCGCCUCACCGGCGUCGGCCCCCCGCAGCCGGACGAGACCGACGCCCUGCAGCAGGUGGGCUGGAAGCUCGCCCAGUUCGCGCACACCAUCCGCGUCGACUUCCAGUACCGCGGCCUCGUCGCCGCCACGCUCGCGGACCUGGAGCCGUUCAUGCUGCAGCCGGAGGGCGAGGAGGACCCGAACGAGGAGCCCGAGGUAAUCGCCGUCAACUCAGUCUUCGAGAUGCACCGGCUGCUCGCGCAGCCCGGCGCCCUGGAGAAGGUCCUGGGCACCGUGCGCGCCGUGCGGCCCAGGAUCGUCACCGUGGUGGAGCAGGAGGCGAAUCACAACUCCGGCACAUUCCUGGACCGCUUCACCGAGUCUCUGCACUACUACUCCACCAUGUUCGAUUCCCUCGAGGGCGGCAGCUCCGGCGGCGGCCCAUCCGAAGUCUCAUCGGGGGCUGCUGCUGCUCCUGCCGCCGCCGGCACGGACCAGGUCAUGUCCGAGGUGUACCUCGGCCGGCAGAUCUGCAACGUGGUGGCCUGCGAGGGGGCGGAGCGCACAGAGCGCCACGAGACGCUGGGCCAGUGGCGGAACCGGCUGGGCAACGCCGGGUUCGAGACCGUCCACCUGGGCUCCAAUGCCUACAAGCAGGCGAGCACGCUGCUGGCGCUCUUCGCCGGCGGCGACGGCUACAAGGUGGAGGAGAAGGAAGGCUGCCUGACGCUGGGGUGGCACACGCGCCCGCUGAUCGCCACCUCGGCAUGGCGCCUGGCCGGGCCGUGAUCUCGCGAGUUUUGAACGCUGUAAGUACACAUCGUGAGCAUGGAGGACAACACAGCCCCGGCGGCCGCCCCGGCUCUCCGGCGAACGCACGCACGCACGCACUUGAAGAAGAAGCAGCUAAAUGUCAUGUCAGUGAGCGCUGAAUUGCAGCGACCGGCUACGAUCGAUCGGGCUACGGGUGGUUCCGUCCGUCCGGCGUGAAGAGGUGGAUGGACGACGAACUCCGAGCCGACCACCACCGGCAUGUAGUAAUGUAAUCCCUUCUUCGUUCCCAGUUCUCCACCGCCUCCAUGAUCACCCGUAAAACUCCUAAGCCCUAUUAUUACUACUAUUAUGUUUAAAUGUCUAUUAUUGCUAUGUGUAAUUCCUCCAACCGCUCAUAUCAAAAUAAGCACGGGCCGGACUUUGUUAGCAGCUCCAAUGAGAAUGAAAUGAAUUUUGUACGCAA
Messenger RNA from Aegilops tauschii subsp. strangulata, 2527 nucleotides. Its product is annotated as DELLA protein RHT-1. The record is from RefSeq and is a predicted model, not a curated record. NCBI's taxonomy places the organism in Eukaryota, Viridiplantae, Streptophyta, Magnoliopsida, Poales, Poaceae.